This is a messenger RNA of Limulus polyphemus (Atlantic horseshoe crab), 948 nucleotides long. RefSeq names its product ras-related protein Rab-32-like. Gene Ontology annotation, cellular component: mitochondrion; trans-Golgi network; lysosome. Gene Ontology annotation, biological process: endosome to lysosome transport; intracellular protein transport; melanosome organization. NCBI's taxonomy places the organism in Eukaryota, Metazoa, Arthropoda, Merostomata, Xiphosura, Limulidae. The coding region runs from base 170 to 853 and encodes 227 amino acids. Gene Ontology annotation, molecular function: GTP binding; GTPase activity. The record is from RefSeq and is a predicted model, not a curated record. The transcript has 6 exons.
GUACGCUCGCUUACGCGACUCUCACUCAGUCAGUGUCCAGUGAGACUCCCGCGUACUCCUUAUUUCCCUGGUGGUAUUUUACAAAAUUGGCUCUAUUUCACUCUUUAAUAUUAUUCAUUGUAAUUAGUCUGUUUGUAAAAAAAAAACUGUUGGAAUAUAAAAGUGUAUCAUGGCACCUAAUCGUAUGAAUCAGCCUGCACAAGUGAAUAACACCGCUGAACGCAGGGAGCACCUGUACAAGAUUCUGGUAAUUGGGGAACUUGGAACCGGGAAAACCAGUAUCAUCAAACGUUACGUGCACCAGUUCUUCUCCCAGCACUACCGAGCAACAAUUGGAGUCGACUUUGCUUUAAAAGUUCUCAACUGGGAUUCCAACACUCUGAUUCGACUUCAGUUAUGGGACAUUGCAGGACAAGAGAGGUUCGGCAACAUGACAAGAGUUUACUACAAGGAAGCAGUCGGAGCCUUCAUCGUUUUUGAUGUCACAAGAACAGCGACGUUUGACGCCGUCAUGAAAUGGAAAAACGACCUGGACAACAAAGUUCAUCUACUAAACGGAAGUGUCGUACCCUGUGUUCUUCUGGCAAACAAGUGUGAUAUGCCAAAAGAAGGAGUUGUGAAUAAUCCUGCCCUUAUGGAUCAAUUCUGCCAGGACAAUGGGUUUAUUGGGUGGUUCCUGACAUCAGCCAAGAAUAAUGUCAACAUUGAGGACGCUGCAAGGUUUCUCGUGUCAAAGGUAUUUAUUUUGACCAAUCAGAAGUCGUUGAUAGCCGAAGAAUCUCUUUCAAACAACAUUGUCUUGGAACACUAUCAAAAUUCUCAUCACAUCUCCAAAGAUCGCAAGUGUUGCUAAUGGGACCAAAGGUUACAGACAUUUUUUGUUGCUUAUAGCAACAGAUUUAUAAGAACAGAAUAUGAGAAGUAAAACUAUAUAAUAAACGCUAGAUG